UGCUCGCGCCGUGUGGGCCCGUGACCCGGAAGCACUAUCUGCCAACAUGGCGGCGCCCAGCACCGGGACUGAGCCGGCCUGGGACCGCGGCCGGCCGCGUGAGUAGGUGGUGGUCUAGUUGUCAAAGGCAUGAGCUGGCUACAGGCCAGCCCGCUGGCCCGAGGUCUCUCCCGGGGUUGGGGAGGCAUCUUUGGAGCUGCCCUCACAGGAGCCCCCUUCAUUCAGGUGCCCCCCCAGAUUGCACAGGGCUUCCACUGCAGCGCAGUGACCCGCAACGAUGAGAUGUGGCUGGUUCCUCGUUCACCUGAGCCCCAGAGGAAGCACAUCAAGGCUCUAGAGCCCCAUGAGGAACUAUUUAGGCCAUCACCAGACAGGGAGAAGGACAAGGCAAGUUUUAUACAAGCCGUGAAGAACUUUGGGCGUUACAAUGUGCGCAAGCGGGGCCAUGUGGAGUUCAUCUACCUGGCCUUACGCAAAAUGCAGGAGUUUGGUGUGGAGCGCGACCUGGCCACCUAUAACCUGCUGCUGGAUGUCUUCCCAAAGGAGGUCUUCCGGCCUCGCAAUGUCUUCCAGCGCAUCUUCAUCCACUACCCCCGGCAGCAGGAGUGUGGGAUUGCUGUCCUGGAACAGAUGGAGAAAUAUGGAGUCAUGCCCAACACAGAGACAGAGUUCCUGCUCAUUCAGACAUUUGGACGCAAAAGCUACCCCAUGCUCAAGUUCCUGCGCAUGAAGUUAUGGCUUACCCGCUUCAAGAACGUCAACCCCUUCCCUGUGCCCCGCAACCUGCCCCAAGACCCUGUGGACCUGGCCAGGCUGGGCUUGCGACACAUGGAGCCUGACCUCAGUGCCAGGGUCACUGUCUACCAGAUGCCUUUGCCCAGUGACUCAGCAAGUACUGAGGCUCCCACCCUGCCCCACAUUGUAGGAAUCCAGAGUCCUGAUCAGCAGGCUGCCCUGGCCCGCCACAACCCAGCCAGGCCCAUCUUCGUGGAAGGCCCCUUCUCCCUAUGGCUGCGCAACAAAUGUGUCUAUUACCAUAUUCUCAGAGCUGAUCUGCCACCCCCUGAGGAAAGGCAAGUGGAGGAGAUCCCAGAAGAAUGGAACCUCUACUACCCAAUGAAGUUGGAUCUAGAUUAUGGAAGGGGCAGCUGGGAUGACUAUGAGUUUGACAUCGACGAAGUGAAUGAAGGCCCUGUAUUUGCCAUGUGCAUGGCCAGUGCCCAUGACCAGACGACACUAGCCAAGUGGAUCCAGGGCUUGCAGGAAACCAACCCAGCCCUGGCCCAGAUCCCUGUGAUCUUCCGCCUAGCAAAGUCCACGGGGGAGCUUCUGACCACUUCAAGACUGGAGGGGUCGCCCCCUCCUUCAGCACCUCCGGAGAGCCACGAGGAUGAAGAUGCACAUCAGCAGCGACAGCAACAGGGGCAGAGUUGAGUCCGAGCACGUAGAAGGUACACAUUGAGACUCAGAUUGGUGUGAAGACUGGAGUUGAUUAUUUGCGAAAAUAAACCUGUUCCUGCCUA
Jaculus jaculus (lesser Egyptian jerboa) is the source of this 1523-nucleotide messenger RNA. RefSeq names its product ECSIT signaling integrator (gene Ecsit). The record is from RefSeq and is a predicted model, not a curated record. The coding region runs from base 130 to 1434 and encodes 434 amino acids. The transcript has 8 exons. NCBI's taxonomy places the organism in Eukaryota, Metazoa, Chordata, Mammalia, Rodentia, Dipodidae. Gene Ontology annotation, cellular component: mitochondrion.